GCCAAUCGGUGCGGGGACGAUGGGUUGCCGUUGGAGACGCGGGCCGUCGGCGGUUGUGGGAAAGGCCGCGGCAGUGGCGAGGGCUUGGCCUGUGCAGUGAGGGAGGCAGAGGGACAGAGUGGGUAAACCUUGGGAAAAGUGUGGUGGGGGAGAGUGGAUCCCGGCCCUGAGCUUCCAGGGAAAAGCUGUCAAUCAAACUCUUGGAGGGGGUUUUUUGGGGGAAGGUGAGAGAUCCUUCCCACUCGCUUCUGCAUUGCAACUUCAAUAACAUCUGAGGGGGAAAGAGAUAAAAAGCAUCUAAAAAAAUGCUGGCAAACUGAUAAUAAAUUCUUGUUGCAUGUGCACUGCAUUGGGACUAUCUGCUUUGAUAUCAAUAGCAAACUCCCUCUCCUUACACAAAGAGACCAAAAAAAGAAAAUUAAGCAUUUUAUCUUAGUUUUGGGGUGACCCAUCUUCAAGUUUGCACAAAGGGGGCAAUUGCGGUGCAAUCUUGUUGCAUAACAUCAGAUCACACCAGUAUUGGGUUGUUGGUUGGUUGAUUGGUUGGUUGUGGGAUUGGGAUGUGGUAAAGAAGAUCAUUUCAGGUACCCCCUCACUUGAAAUUGGGGAAGUACCUUGGAUCAGGCGCUGGCUACCCCUGUGCCACACGUCAGGCUAUUUGGCAUUGAUCGGUUCGAAUUUGGGCCCAUCUUGGGUUCUGGAAAUCUGCCAAGAGAGUUUACCCUUCCCUCUGCAAAGCCCGUGGGCUUAGGAAUUGUUUCUCUCCCGACUGUUGGAGCACCGGCAGGAUGACCUCAGCAUCAACCAAGGUGGGCGAGAUCUUUUCGGCAGCUGGUGCCGCCUUCACCAAGCUCGGAGAGCUGACCAUGCAGCUGCACCCAGUGGCUGACUCCUCACCGGCUGGUGCCAAGUGGACGGACACGGAGAUUGAGAUGCUGCGUUCGGCCGUGAAGCGCUUCGGAGAGGAUUUAAACAAAAUCAGCACCGUCAUCAAAGACCGCACCGUCGCCCAGAUCAAGACCACGGUCAAGCGCAAGGUCUACGAGGACAGCAGCGUUCCCCUCCCCUCGGAGUCUCCCAAGAAAGUGCAGAAGAAGGCGGCGACGGUGGGGGCAGCAGUCUCGGCGCCAACCACACCACCGGCUGCGACGGCGGCUGCAGCCGCCGUGGGGAACACACCACCCACAGACCCAUCGGCUGUCAAGAAACAAAAGACGUCUGAUGUGACGCUCAGUGCCCUCAAUGACUCCGACGUCAACAGCGACCUGGUGGACAUCGAAGGACUUGGAGAUGGAUCGCCAGCUAAGAAGCUCAACUUUGACCAGGACAGUCUGAAUCUCGAUUCCAGUCUCAUCAUGAGCACCUCGGACAUCACGGUCUUGUCUCGUUGAACCUUCAUCUCCUCCUCUUUCUCUGUCUCUCUUCCACCAUUCAGUUUCUCCCUGACGGUCUCUCCAGAGAUGUGCCGCUUCGGACUGAUGCCCGCCAGCUGAAUAGUCAGGACAACAGGAUCCCCAGUGAUGCCCAUCGCCACCUGGUCAUGCCUCCUCGAGAACAUCGUUCGUGACUUUUUAACCAGCUUUUACACCGGCAGUUCUGAGGGAUUUUGUUUUAGAAGUGUAGCAGGUAUUGAUGGAUUUCUUAAUAAAAGACAAAAUACUUCACA
Molecule: messenger RNA, 1666 nt
Organism: Rhincodon typus (whale shark)
Lineage: Eukaryota; Metazoa; Chordata; Chondrichthyes; Orectolobiformes; Rhincodontidae
Product: chromatin complexes subunit BAP18
Exons: 6
Coding region: 789-1391 (200 amino acids)
Cellular component (GO): MLL1 complex; NURF complex
Source: RefSeq, a predicted model, not a curated record